This is a messenger RNA of Lotus japonicus, 3605 nucleotides long. Its product is annotated as GRAS family protein RAM1. The record is from RefSeq and is a predicted model, not a curated record. The coding region runs from base 252 to 2333 and encodes 693 amino acids. Gene Ontology annotation, cellular component: nucleus. Gene Ontology annotation, biological process: regulation of DNA-templated transcription. NCBI's taxonomy places the organism in Eukaryota, Viridiplantae, Streptophyta, Magnoliopsida, Fabales, Fabaceae. Gene Ontology annotation, molecular function: DNA-binding transcription factor activity; sequence-specific DNA binding. The transcript is spliced from 3 exons.
CAAUCACAAAAAAUUAAGAUUAGGAGUUGUCUUUUGUUCCUUUACCUCUCUCAUACAUUCACAACCCAUCUAAAUAAAAAGGGAGAAAACAUAGGCUUUGCUCUUUCCAUACACCAACCAAUAUCUAUAGUCCAGAGGACUCAUAGUGCAAAACUGAAACACCUACCAGGUGUUUGAAUUAAUUCUUGUUCCCUUGUGAGCUAGCCAACUAGGUGUUUGAAUUAAUUUCUGUUCUACCAAAAAGACAAAACAUGAUCAAUUCAAUGUGUGGAAGCUCAGUGUCUCUCAAGAGUGAGAACUCCAGAAACAAACCUCAACCCACUUCUCCAAAUGAAUCAGUUUUGCAGUCCAAGAAAAAUGCCACUCAAUCCUCUGCUGAUUUAGAGCAGACAAGCCUGAAUCUAACCCCACCAAGCUUGAACCUUCCUGCACUCAAAUUUGACUUGGAUGGAGAUGUGGAAGUGCAAUCACCAGACAGUUCAAUGUGGGAGUCUUUUUUCUCUGAUCAUUUAUUGGAUGGUGACUUCAUGAUCUCUUCUCCAGUGAGGAAUAAUGUUCCUUCCCCACAAGCCUCUACCUUCAACAGCAACUAUAACUAUGCUCAUCAGGGGAUUCAAAGCCAAUCUCUUUCAGGGUGUUCACCACCUCGUUUUUCAUCCCCUCUUGGAGCCUUUAACAGUAACAAAGGGAAAGGACUUAGUCCUCUCCACAGGGUGUUUAACUCACCAAACAACCAGUACAUGCAGCAUGUUGAGAACCUUGCCCUGCCAGCAAUUGAAGAGUUCUUGGAGGAGUAUCAAGGAGAUCAUGGCCUAGGUGGUGGUGGAGGGUAUUCAAAUUCAUCAAACAAGGUCUCUUCUGAUAUUGGAAGCUCAUCUGAAUGCUUUGACAUGCAAAAUCACAUUCCAUCCAUGUUGGACAGCUUGACAAUGCAAAAUUCCUCAAGGUACUGUGGUUCUGUUAGUGAAGAUUCCUCAGUGCAUGGUGGUUCCUCUCAGUUGUCCCAAGACAGUGAUUUCUAUCAUCAGAUGGGGUCCAUGGCUAGUGCUUCCCUCUCACAAGCUCUGCAACAAGAAAGGUACCAAGAGAAACAGCAAAAGCAACACCAAACACAACAACAGCAACAGCCCCAGCAACAACAACAAAAUCUGACAGUCCCUAUUCCAAUUGGAAUGGACCAGGAGCAAGACAGUGGCCUUCAACUUGUGCACCUACUUCUAGCUUGUGCUGAAGCAGUGGCCAAAGAGGAAUAUAUGCUGGCAAGAAGGUACCUGCACCAUCUGAACAGAGUUGUAACACCACUAGGCGACUCCAUGCAGCGCGUGGCAGCAUGCUUCACUGAAUCACUCAGCGCAAGGCUCGCUGCAACACUCACCACCAAGCCACAAAGCAUCUCCAACGGCACCUCCAUGCCACGAUCAUCAUCAUCAUCAUGUCUCUCACCCUUCCCAUCAAACUCCAUAGAAGUCCUCAAGAUCUACCAGAUCGUCUACCAAGCCUGCCCUUAUGUAAAAUUUGCCCACUUCACCGCCAACCAAGCCAUCUUCGAGGCGUUUGAGGCUGAAGAACGCGUCCACGUGAUAGACCUGGACAUCCUCCAAGGUUAUCAGUGGCCCACGUUCAUGCAGGCUCUCGCAGCGCGCCCUGGUGGGGCACCCUUCCUCCGAAUAACCGGAGUGGGACCGUGCAUCGACUCGGUCAGAGAAACAGGUCGGUGCUUGACCGAAUUAGCACACUCCCUCCGCAUCCCCUUCGAGUUCCACCCGGUAGGGGAACAACUAGAGGACCUAAAACCACACAUGUUUAACCGCCGCGUCGGGGAGGCACUGGCGGUUAACACAGUCAACCGCCUCCACCGCGUCCCCGGGAGCCACUUGGGGAAUUUGUUGUCCAUGAUAAGAGACCAAGCACCUAACAUAGUGACCCUCGUGGAGCAAGAAGCAAGCCACAACGGGCCUUACUUCUUGGGGAGGUUUCUUGAGGCACUGCACUACUACUCAGCGAUCUUUGACUCCUUGGACGCCACGUUUCCGCCGGAGUCAGCUCAGAGGGCGAAGGUGGAGCAGUACAUAUUCGCGCCGGAGAUAAGGAACAUUGUGGCGUGCGAGGGGGCGGAGAGGAUAGAGAGGCACGAGAGGUUGGAGAAGUGGAGGAAGAUCAUGGAAGGGAAAGGGUUCAGAGGGGUGGCGCUGAGUCCGAACGCGGUGACUCAGUCGAGGAUAUUGCUUGGUCUGUACUCGUGUGAUGGGUACAGGUUGACGGAGGACAAAGGGUGCUUGUUGCUUGGGUGGCAGGACAGAGCUAUCAUCGCUGCCUCUGCAUGGAGAUGCUGAUUUACAUGAUGAUGAUGCUAAUAAUAGUCCUCUUCAUGCAUGCAUUGAAUCAUGCUACGUUAAUUAACAUCCAUGUUCUUAAUUAUACCACUUAAUUUGUGUGUUAUAUGAAUUUUUAUUCUGUUGUUAUUUAGUGCUUGCUUUUUGUGUAAGCUUUUAGUAUCUGGUCAUAGAAAUGGAUGGUCUCCACAAGGGAAAUUAGAGAAUGAAAGGAAGCAGCUGGUAGAUGUGAAGGAAAAGUGAGAAAUGGGAAAGUGUACUAGCUGCUUGUUUUUAUUUGUCGAUAGAAUUAAUGUUUUGGUUGAAACAGCAAUAUCUGACUGUAAUUUGUUUCUAUAGGUGUAAUUAAAUCAAGGCAAACUUUUCCAUGUUGUUUGGUGAGAGAUAGUUAUUAUGCUGUUUCUCUCAUAGCCAAUAAAUGAAUGUCAAGUGGAUGCUUAUGUCAUAUCAUUUAAACUUAUAUAAUUGUUAAAUUGGUCCUCUAAAUAUUUGUAUUAUAAAUUUUACAAUAUAGUAAAAAUAGAUUUAUUUUUUCAGGAAAUGAUUAUUUUCUCGUUUAGAAAUUGAUUUUACCUUUAAUUUAAUCAUUUCAAAAUCACUGGUGUCAAAAAAAAGUUUGAAAAUCACUUUAACCUACUCCUUCCUCCUCCGCCGUGUUUCAUCUUUCGGUCAAGCCUAGAAGCACUGCUGCCGCUGCAAACCCUCCUCUGCCGCAAGCCCUCCUCUACCGUGAAGAACCUCAUCCCCACAAGCCCCUUUUCGUCUGAAGAUCAUCUAAUUCGUUGUGUGCACGGCGUCUCGGAUGGUCUCCUUGUGGUCAUUUUAUCACCACCGCAUGUGGUUUCCAGAAGCCAAGGAAUUCUGCCCCUGUGCUAGAGAGAGGUGAAUGGUCUGCAACAUUUGAUUUCCUAAGACACAAUGCACCAAUCAUUGUGGUGAAGUUCAACCAUUCUAUGUUCUGAAGGAAUAUCUCUAAUGCUCAGGAAGUGAAGUUUGUGCAUGUUGGGUGGACCAAUUUGUACCUCCAAGACUGGAAGAAAAGAGCUGCAGCCUUACAAUAUUAUUGUCAUUGGUAGUCAGGAUCGAACUAUAACAGUGUGGACUACUUCAAGUCCCCGCCCUCUAUUUGUGGCUAAGCAUUUUUUUACUCAGGCUAAGCAUUUUUUAUGACAGUAGGAACUUCUGUUAAACUAGAUUCUUUAAUUUGUAAAUUCUAUUAAGCCUUGGAUAAAAUGCCAAUCAAUUUUAGAGGAGCAAGUUGAAAUUGUGAUA